Bombus terrestris (buff-tailed bumblebee) is the source of this 1191-nucleotide messenger RNA. RefSeq names its product calcium-independent protein kinase C. The transcript has 4 exons. Lineage: Eukaryota; Metazoa; Arthropoda; Insecta; Hymenoptera; Apidae. Gene Ontology annotation, biological process: protein phosphorylation. The record is from RefSeq and is a predicted model, not a curated record. Gene Ontology annotation, molecular function: protein serine/threonine kinase activity; ATP binding. The coding region runs from base 595 to 1191 and encodes 198 amino acids.
AUCGAACCUGAAAAAGUUAAUCAACUGUCAGAACUUAUUCAGACGAGUAACGAUACCGUUAAUACAAUUAAAAUGGCCAAUUAAGGAGUCCAGUGUAAUCCUCAAUAAAGGAGAUGAUCGAGAUUUAGAAGAUUUAAUGGUUAUGCUUCGUUUCUUUCUGACUUGACUUAUCAAGGUCACAAUUCCUCUGAUGACCCAUUUCUUUAGUCGAGAACAGUCUAUUAUAAUUUCACUAACAAUGUGACGUGUUCUGCCCGCUAUUUCUUCGCGAAGGUAGAGUCAGUAGGUUCUAAUCGAUUGGAAGUGACCGAUGCCUUGUUCGUGGCGGACAGAAAGGAAAAUGUUGCUGGCCGAUGGACGAGAAUUCUUCUGGCAUUACGCGGCCAAGUGCCCCGGAAUUCGAGCGUCACGAGGCGGGAAACUAAAAAGAUAGCAUCGACGAUCGAGCACGCGGUGAUUCAGGUACUGAUUCGUGAACGUUUAGCAUGUUACUAGUGUUAUUUUUCGACGUCGAAGCAUUUGAAUGAAUUGUCAUCAAUGACAAAAGAGUUAGCGUGGACAGAAGGCAAAGAGAGUAAGUAGGUGAAUAGGAAAAUGAUGUUCACCGGUGGUGCUCACGCGAAGAGGCGCAACGCAGGCGGUGGUUCAGGCCGGAAGUCCUCCGCGGACCGUAGAAGCCCGCGAGCUGGAAGAAGUCCGCAGGCUCGUAGGAGUCCGCAGGCACGCGUGGGCGCGGAAGGAUACACUUACAGAACCAGAAUUCCAGUACUAAAUCCAACGGACCUACCGCCGACAACGUCCACAGGGAAAACAUAUGUAUAUAAAACCAGGGUUCCCCGACGGGAUAUCGCGGCUGCAUCUGUGUCCCCUGCACGCGAGAAAAACAACAUUGGUGGAGCAAUUACGAAAAGAAGAGGAGCAGUGAAACAUAACAAGGUGCACGUGGUUCGAGGUCACAAACUAGUUGCAAAAUUCUUCAGACAACCGACCUUCUGCGCCUUUUGCAAGGAUUUCCUUUGGGGAUUCGGAAAGCAAGGGUAUCAAUGCCAAGCCUGCCAAACAGCGGUGCACAAGAAGUGCCAUGAUAAAUUAUUAACCAAGUGCCCGGAAAGUGGCAGGGAGUCCGAAAACACGAUAGUAAGUGGAUCCGCUUUAUACAACUUCACCGUACAAGCGACAAAUCUUCUUUAG